Molecule: messenger RNA, 2543 nt
Organism: Mus caroli (Ryukyu mouse)
Lineage: Eukaryota; Metazoa; Chordata; Mammalia; Rodentia; Muridae
Product: chloride channel protein ClC-Ka
Biological process (GO): transmembrane transport; chloride transport
Cellular component (GO): plasma membrane
Molecular function (GO): voltage-gated chloride channel activity
Source: RefSeq, a predicted model, not a curated record
UCCUGCCGUGAACAAAGAGGCUGUGUUAGAGAAGCACCAGCCAGGCAGGACCUCUACAGCGUGGACCGGGAGUUGGGAAGGCAGAGGAUUGGAAGAACCCAGAAGCGGGACACAGUCACAGAGUGGCUGUCACCAAGCAGCUGUCGACCUGUUAUCCUAGGACGGAUGGAAGAGCUGGUGGGGCUGCGUGAGGGCUCCUCCGGGAAGCCGGUGACCCUGCAAGAGCUAUGGGGUCCGUGUCCACGCAUCCGCCGAGGCAUCAGAGCUGUGACCCCAGUGUCCUGUCCAGGGGGCCUAGAGUGGCUGAAAGAGCGACUGUUCCGUGCGCGUGAGGACUGGUACUUCCUGGUGGCUCUUGGGGUGCUCAUGGCUCUGAUCAGCUAUGCCAUGAACUUUGCUAUCGGGCGUGUGGUCAGAGCACACAAGUGGCUGUACAGGGAAGUUGGGGACGGCCACCUACUCCGGUACCUCUCCUGGACCGUGUACCCCGUAGCUCUUCUGUCCUUCUCCUCCGGCUUCUCACAGAGCAUUACGCCCUUCUCUGGAGGGUCUGGACUCCCAGAGCUGAAGACCAUGCUGUCCGGAGUGGUCCUGGAGAACUACCUAGACAUCAAGAACUUCGGGGCCAAGGUGGUGGGCCUCUCCUGCACCCUGGCAACAGGCAGCACCAUCUUCCUAGGCAAAGUGGGCCCGUUUGUGCACCUGAGUGUGAUGAUUUCUGCUUAUCUGGGCCGCGUGCGCGCCAAGGCCGUCGGGGAUACUGAGAGCAAGGCCAAGGAAGUUGAAAUGCUGUCGGCGGCAGCGGCAGUGGGCGUGGCCACAGUCUUCGCCGCUCCCUUCAGCGGUGUCCUGUUCAGCAUCGAGGUCAUGUCCUCUCACUUCUCCGUCUGGAAUUACUGGAGGGGCUUCUUCGCUGCCACCUGCGGGGCCUUCAUGUUCCGUCUCCUGGCGGUCUUCAACAGUGAACAGGAGACCAUCACCUCCAUCUACAAAACCAGAUUCCGAGUGGAUGUGCCCUUUGACCUGCCUGAAAUCUUCUUCUUUGUGGCUCUGGGGUUCAUCUGCGGGAUACUCAGUUGUGUUUACCUGUUCUGUCAGCGAAAUUUUCUCCGCUUCAUCAAGACCAAUCGCUACACCUCCAAACUGCUGGCUACAAGCAAGCCGUCCUACGCAGCUCUGGUCGCACUGGUCCUGGCCUCAGUCACCUAUCCCCCUGGUGUGGGCCGUUUCAUGGCUUCCCGGCUGUCCAUGGCAGAACACUUGCACUCUCUGUUUGACAACAACUCGUGGGCGUUGAUGACCCGGAAUGCGUCCCCACCCUGGCCUGCUGAGCCCGACCCCCAGAACCUGUGGUUUGAAUGGUACCACCCGCAGUUCACCAUCUUUGGGACGCUGGCUUUCUUCCUGAUCAUGAAGUUUUGGAUGCUGAUUCUGGCCACCACGAUCCCCAUGCCUGCUGGCUACUUCAUGCCUAUAUUCAUCAUCGGAGCUGCCAUCGGGCGCCUCUUGGGAGAGGCCCUGUCUGUCGCCUUCCCAGAGGGCAUUGUGGCUGGUGGAGAGGUCUAUCCCAUCAUGCCUGGGGGCUAUGCUCUGGCAGGUGCUGCUGCCUUCUCCGGAGCGGUGACCCACACCAUCUCCACAGCGCUGCUGGCCUUUGAGCUGACUGGCCAGAUCGUUCACGCACUGCCUGUGCUGAUGGCUGUGCUGGCGGCCAAUGUCAUCUCCCAAAACUUACAGCCCUCUUUCUACGAUGGUACCAUCAUGGCCAAGAAACUGCCGUACCUGCCGUGGAUCCGUGGCCGACAGAUUGGCUCCUACCCUGUCACGGUGGAACAUUUCAUGAACUCUAACCUCACCACACUGGCCAAGGACAUGCCCCUGGAGGAGGUGGUCAAGGUGGUGACCUCCACAGAUGUGUCUCAGUAUCCCUUGGUGGAGACCAGAGAGUCUCAGACCCUGGUGGGCAUUGUGGAAAGGACCCACUUGGUGCAAGCCCUCCAGACCCAGCCAGCUUCCUGGGCUCCAGGCCAAGAGCGAUUUCUCCAGGACAUCUUGGCUGGUGGCUGCCCCACACAGCCAGUGACCCUGCAGCUGUCCCCAGAGACCUCCCUGUAUCAGGCACACAGGCUCUUUGAACUGCUGACCCUUCAGGCGCUGUUCGUGACGUCACGGGGCAGAGCUGUGGGCUCUGUGUCCUGGGUGGAGCUGAAGAAAGCCAUUUCCACCUUGAUCAACCCACCAGCCCCUAAGUGAGCCCGUGUGGGGGAACAGGAACCCAGCUGAGGGCUCCAGAUGCUGCACAGAGCCCUGCCCCUUUUCCCUCCCUCCCUGCACCCCUCCAGCCCAGCCCAGCUACUCAGUGCAUCAGCCAGCUCUACCCAGCUGAACAGGGCUCCACAUUUAUCAUGCCCCCCCCCCUCCCCUCAGAGGACAACAUCUCUCUGGUCUGAAAGGGACAAAUCUCACCCCAGUGGAUGGGACGUACCUUCUGGGAUUAUCUAUUCACAACCAGCAGCUCCUGAGAAAAUAAAACUAAAGCUGAU